Messenger RNA from Brassica napus (rape), 3038 nucleotides. RefSeq names its product cation/H(+) antiporter 21-like. Gene Ontology annotation, molecular function: antiporter activity. Gene Ontology annotation, cellular component: endomembrane system; membrane. The transcript has 2 exons. The coding region runs from base 79 to 2298 and encodes 739 amino acids. The record is from RefSeq and is a predicted model, not a curated record. Gene Ontology annotation, biological process: regulation of pH; proton transmembrane transport. Lineage: Eukaryota; Viridiplantae; Streptophyta; Magnoliopsida; Brassicales; Brassicaceae.
UGUGGAUUACUGUUCAGCCCGACUUUGCUAGGUGAGAAUGACACUGUCCUCAAAGAUAUCUUUCCUUAUAGAUACACAAUGGUUCUGGAGACAUUCGCAAACUUAGCUCUCGUCUACAACAUUUUCCUCCUCGGUCUUGGUAUGGACUUGAAGAUGAUAAAAAUCAAGCAACGCAAGCCAAUAGUCAUAGCCAUCGUUGGCCUCGUUGUGGCUUUAUUGACCGGUUCUGGCUUGUAUUACCUUCCCGGUAACGGAGACGCCGACAAGAUUUUUUCAGGUUGUCUUUACUGGUCGGUUGCGUUGAGUUGUACGAAUUUCCCUGACCUUGCGAGGAUUCUUGCCGAUCUCAAGCUCUUGCGUUCUGAUAUGGGACGCACGGCCAUGAGUGCAUCCAUUAUUACGGAUUUGUGUACUUGGGUUCUCCUUCUUCUCGGACUCGUAAUGUUUAACAAACAAGGUGUAUCGAACGAUAUGAUGCUAUUCGCGUUAGUAUCAACCAUCGGUUUUGUCUUUUUCUGCAUCUACGUGAUCCGUCCUGGGGUGGCUUGGGCCUUCGCCAACACGGUCAAAGGAGGCCACGUUGGAGAAAAUCACGUAUGGUUCACUCUCGUAGGAGUCAUUUUCUGUAGCUUAAUCACCGAAGCAUUUGGGGUCACCUCAAUCCCUGGAGCUUUCUUGUUCGGUCUCUCGGUCCCUCAUGACCACAUAAUUCGGGAUAUGAUUGAAGAGAAGCUCCAUGAUUACCUCUCGGGAAUUUUGAUGCCUCUUUUCUACAUCAUCUGUGGUUUAAGACUCAAUCUUGGUUACUUGUCUACUAACACGAGCGCUGGAACGUUGGUGUUUGUGAUUUCUUCGUGCUUUAUGGUGAAGAUUUUGUCUACCGUGAUUUGCUCCCUCUUCUUGCGCAUGCCCUUGCGUGAUGGUUUUGCUGUUGGUGCCCUUAUGAACACCAAAGGAACUAUGGCCUUAGUCAUACUCAAUGCAGGACGUGACAGCAAGGCGUUGGACGUAAUAAUGUACACUCAUAUGACGGUUGCGUUCCUGGUGAUGUCAAUACUGGUGCAGCCACUUUUAACAUUGACUUACACGCCAAAGAAGAAAUAUUCUUUCUAUAAAUACCGAACCGUUCAAAAACUCCAAGGAGAAGUAGAGUUUCGUGUGUUAACCUGUGCUCAUGUCCUCGCUAACGUCUCCGGCCUAACCAGCCUAUUACAGGUUUCUAACCCGACCAAGCGAUCUCCUAUCAACGUCUUUGCAAUUCACCUAGUCGAGCUAACCGGUCGCACUACAGCUUCGUUGCUCAUAAUGAACGACGAGACCAAACCUAAAGCUAACUUUUCGGACCGAGUCAGAGCAGAAUCCGAACAGAUCGCUGAGAUGUUCGAAGACAUAGAAGUGAACAACGACGCCAUGUUGGUUCAGACACUCACCGCGGUCUCACCUUACGCGACGAUGCAUGAGGAUAUUUGUUCGCUGGCCGAGGAUAAACGAGCCAGCCUCAUCUUAUUGCCUUACCAUAAGAAUUUGACAUCUGAUGGUCGGUUAGGUGAAGGAAACGAUGCGCACGAGAAUAUCAACCACAACGUUUUGAGCGACGCACCUUGUUCGGUCGGGAUAUUGGUUGACCGUGGCAUGACGAUUAUUCGGUCUGAAUCUUCUUCGUUCCAUGGCGAGGCCACAGAUAAAGAAAUUGCAAUGCUAUUCAUUGGAGGCCGGGACGAUAGAGAGGCUUUGGCUUAUGCUUGGAGGAUGGUGGGACAAGAAAUGAUCAAGCUAACGGUUGUGAGAUUUGUCCCGAGCAGGGAAGCUUUAUUUGCGGCCGGGGAAGAAGCCGCUGAGUACGUGAAGGAGGCACAAGUGGACGAAGAGUACAUCUACCAGUUUAACUUCAAGACUAUGAAUGAUUCUUCUGUGACUUAUACAGAGAAAGUGGUUAUCGAUGGUCCAGAAACGAUCGCAGCGAUUAGAGAAAUGGAAGAUAACCAUUCUUUCGAUCUUUACAUUGUGGGAAGAGGGUACAAAGUAGAAACGCCUGUGACCGUGGGUUUGACUGAUUGGAAUACUAGUCCGGAUUUAGGGGUUAUAGGCGAUACAUUAGCUUCAUCAAACUUCACAAUGCAAGGUUCGGUUCUUGUGAUUCAACAAUUCUCAGCCGCCUAUAGGCAAACCGCAGGAAACAAUCAAGAACAUGUUGGCUGUGGAGCCAAGGUUGCCAAUGAAGCGAAGCCUUUAAUGAAUUCUCAUGGGGAGGAAGAGGAUGAUGAAAAUGAACAAUAUCAAAUGGGAAUGCGCAAAUAACUCGCUGUCUUCUCCCUGUCUCGGUGCUUGGUAGCGGCUCUUCUUCCGUCGUGAUGGCUAGCUGACUCGUCUGCUGGUGUCCGCAGCUAUCUUUUCGGCUUAUUUACAUUUACUUCGUAAUCGGACCCAUUAGGGUUUUCUGUGGGUUUUAUUUCUUAUUUUAGUUUGUAAUAUAUUAAAAAAAAGCAAAAAUUCGUAAAUAUGAAAAACCUUUUUACAAAAAAAAUAAAAAUUACUUUACAUCUUAAUGGGUCUAAAUUUUGAAUUUGGAUUUACAGAUUCGAAACAAAACCAAAAGUAGCACAUGCUCUGGAAUUUGCCCUGAAGCUUAUCCUUCUUCAUCUGCGAGUUGAGAUUUACACCCGUAGCCCUUUUUCUUACUUCUUGUGUGUGCCUUCGCGGAGUAAUGACAGCCGAUUGCCGACCAUUCUAUAUUAUCCUCGAUUGCACCGCAGAAGAAGAUGGUGAUUCCCCAUGUCUUCGACUGUUGCGGUUACGCCAAGUUUGAUAUAUUGUUGUUUGAAAAGUGUACCUCAGCAGGAACAUUCAAAGAAAUUGGAAAGUCUGAUCGUAUAAAAAGCGGUAAGAUCUGAGAUUUUUUUUUUUUUUUUUUUUGAAACACAGGUAAGAUCUGAGAUAGUUUACACUUUUUGUCAAAUUAUGUUACGUUUUUUGGGUUCCCAAUCUAAAACAAAUUUGAGGUAAGUGGAAUGGCUCUCUUAUAUAUUAUUUUUGUCUCA